Enterobius vermicularis (human pinworm) is the source of this 1125-nucleotide messenger RNA. NCBI's taxonomy places the organism in Eukaryota, Metazoa, Nematoda, Chromadorea, Rhabditida, Oxyuridae. The record is from the annotation of a GenBank genome assembly.
AUGGGCCAGGCAUUAGAACAUUUUCAAAAAACUAUAUGGGAUGAAAAGAACACUUCCAAUGGAGAAGUCUACUCUGACAGGAACAAAACUCCACCUGCUUCUCGUCAUGUUUUGGCGAUGGAUCCGAGAUCCCCUACACAGUCCAUUCCGCGGACACCAAUUGAAGUGGAAGGGGCGUCAGUUUCAAUAGAUUUAAAGAAGAAGUUAGUUCGAAAAGCAAACAAACUAAUAAAUCCGUUUAAAACGGAUAUGGCCGUCCUACCAACUGUUAUCAAUGGACACUCGUUCUCAUAUUCAUUUUUAUGGGGUUCUCGGUUGACUCGGGAACAUCUCGACUGGAUGUUCAGUUUGCGGGAAAGUAACAUGAAGUCUUACGAGGAGUCUGGUAAACGUGAAGAAAGUCCUGCAGCUCGAAAACGUGAAUUUCGUCACUCGUCAUCAAGGUUUGUAAUAGUCAAAAAUUCGGACACCCGUUCUAUAGCCUACUGUCGUUACAGUUUGGAUAUUGAAAGUGGUUUAGCUGUAUUGCGCUGCAGAGACAUUCAGGUUGAGGAAGGCUAUCAGUCUAAAGGCAUUGGCAGUGCUCUCUUGUCGGUCAUCUUUACUUUAGCUAAGAAGAUUUCAAUGGACAAGGUAGCUGUGCAGAUUGCUUUUUCAUACGACAGAGCCCUGAAAUUCUUCCACAAAAACGGCUUGCGAGGUUUGUCAUGUAACGAUUUUCUUGCCCAUGGCCUUAUACAGAAUUAUUACGAAAUUGAUUUACACUAUCUGAAAUACUUUUCUGGAAGGAACAGCAGGUUUAUGCGACACAAAUUAGUUUUGCUAUGUGAGGCAAGGAGUGGUAAUGGAAAAGAAAAGCGGAGAGAACUGAAGACUUGGCUUCCAGAUAAGCUAUUUGGCGUAGGGAGAAGAGCAGGAAAAAGACGGGAUCUUUCCGUCGGUGAUGGACAAGAAGAUGACGAAGUUUGUGGAAGUAAAGAGGAUGCGAACUAUGUUCAAAGGGGACUUAUAGAACUCGCUGAGAGCGUCAUCUUAAGAUCGGCUGAGAACAAAACGGAUGGCACCAUUGAAGAAUGGCUUGUACCUUUAUUCCAGUCUUCUGCACUUCCUCUAGCACCUCCUUGA